AGGAUGUCCCCCGAGAAAGUCGCCCUCCUGCUUUUCACUGCGGCUUGGGUGCUGCCUGCUGGAACCUCAGAGCCCCGCCCCGAUGAGAUCCGCACGGCGGAGGGGAACCCCACUCUGAACUUGGCCUCCAACUCCCUGGAUGACCUCUACCGAGGUUGCGUGAAGGCCAUGAAACGACGCCUCCCAUCCCUGCUGAAAGAGGAGCUGGAGGAGAACCAGCUCUUCCGUGAGGCGUGGGACCAAGCCAAGGAGAUGUGGAUGCAGAUGGAGAACCAAACAAUCUUCCCCAAGACGUUGAGGGCCCUCUACAGCGUCGCUGUCUUGGCCUACACUUUGGAAGAGCCACCACUCUAUGCGUCGUUCAACGUGGCGACCAGAACGGCGUGGAAGAGCCCCCAGGCAUAUGCCGGCUUUGCCUUCAAGUCCUUGCAUUUCCUCCUGACCCGAGCGGCCGAGAAGCUAGGAGCCAAGGAGCCCAGUUGUGCCAAAGUCUACCGAGGAACCAAGGUGAAGUUCUCCAUCGAGGGUUUGUUCCGCUUCGGCCAGUUCACGUCCACCUCAGAGAAGAGGCAGGAGGCGGAGGAAUUUGGACGCACGACUUUCUUCGUGCUGGUCUCGUGCCAGGGGUUCCCGGUGGGGAAUCUGUCCCGCUUCCCGGGGGAAGAGGAGAUGGUGGUGCCGCCCUACGAGAUGUUCUGGGUCACUGGGGUCAAGGAGACGCCAAGGAAGAAGACAGUGCACGCCAAGUCGGUGGGCGUCUGCAGCAACCAUAACUGCGCCUACCUGGGGAAAGAAGGGAACAGUACAAUGAGCUGCCCUGAUCACCAAGUGCUGUAUUUGUGAGGUGCUUGCCGCACCGGAGCAAGGAGGGGAAGCAGCAACCCCCUGGGAUGUUUUUAGCCAGGAG
Molecule: messenger RNA, 907 nt
Organism: Terrapene triunguis (Three-toed box turtle)
Lineage: Eukaryota; Metazoa; Chordata; Testudines; Emydidae
Product: erythroblast NAD(P)(+)--arginine ADP-ribosyltransferase-like
Exons: 4
Coding region: 4-843 (279 amino acids)
Molecular function (GO): NAD+ poly-ADP-ribosyltransferase activity; NAD+-protein-arginine ADP-ribosyltransferase activity
Source: RefSeq, a predicted model, not a curated record